AUGAACACACAAGAACUUCAAAAUAACGAAAUUCGAGAAGGGAUAGUUAUGAAAAAAUUGCAAGAUGAGGGAAUGUCAUCUUUAAUUUUGAAGGAGAAAGGGAACGAAAAUGAUAGUUUAUCAACUAAAGUCCCAAUAUACGAGGAAGAAGCAAUCUUUACUAAAAUAAUAGGUAAAGAAGAGAUGGAAAAUAUUAAAAAAAUACAAAAAUCAAAAAACCAAACAAAUAUUUUAUUUAAAUUGCGGGAAGGUGAAAAAAGAAUUGUUUCUGAUUCUUAUUUUAUUGAAAAUAAUUUUAAGAGUAUUAGUGAAGCAAGAAUUAAUUUUGCAGAAAAAUUCAAAAUUAAAGAAAAAUUAAAUAUUCAAUCUGCCGGAGAUGAAAAAAUUAUUUCAGAAAAAUUUCUUCAAAAAUCAAAAUCUGAAGCAGAAGUCUCUAAAUUAAUAAGAGAAGCAAGAAAAGAAGAAAUAAAUAUAAAUACAAAAACAUUUAAAGAGGAAUUUAAAAAUUUCCAAGCAAACUUGAUUGGAAAGGAAGACUGGGAAAGUUAUAGAAAAAUAAUUAAAUCUGCCAGUCAAUCAUCUAUUAAAUUUACAGGAAAAGAAUUUGAAGAAGAGAAACAGAUUUGUAGUAUUUUUAUUGAACAAAAACAGAAAGAUUUUGAGGAAUUCGAAAUUAAAAUAAAAGAUACAACAAAAAUAAACGAGAAAAUAAAUACAAAAUUAGCUGAAGAUUAUAAAAUUGAAACUCAAAUAAUUUUAGAACAUCCAAAUAAUGAAGAAGAAGCAAUCUUAAACUUUGAAGAUAAAAUAAAAGAAAAAACAUUUUUAUCAUUAAUCCAAAAUAAAACGGAAAUUCCAGCUAAUUUUAUUGCAAGAGGAGAAGAGGCCGCGGGAAUUUCUUCAUUAAUAUUACACGCUAGCGGAAAAGAAAAAAAUAAUUAUGAGGUGAAUGAUUUAGUUUCUUCAGAAAUUGAAAGAAUUGACGAUACAUUAAUUGGAUUAACAUCAAAAGAAAAGGAUUUUGAAGAAAUAAAUACAAAAUUAGAAGAAAAAACUGAAGAAAAAGUUGAAUUGAAGUCUAAAGCUUCUAUUGAAGAUAAAAGAAUUAUUGAAACAACAAUUACUGGAAGAGAGGAAAGAGAGGAUGUCAAUAAAAUAAUUAAAUCAGCAAGUCAGUUUUCAAUUAAAUUUAUUGGUAGAGAAUUUAGUGAAGAGAGGGCAAUUUCUUCGAUAUCAUUUGAUCAGAAACCAAAGGAUUUUGAAGAAUUUGAAAUUAAAAUUAAAGAAAAAAGACAGUUGGAAGAAAAAAUAAGGACAAAAUCAGCUGGAGAUUUUAAAAUUGAAGGUCAAAUGAUUUUUGACAAGUUAGAUAAGCAAGAAAAGGCAGACUUAAAAUUAAAGGAAAAAUUACAAGAAAAAGCCCUUUUAUCUUCAAAAGCUUCAACUUAUGAGGAAAAAGAAUUUUCAGCUAAUUCCAUUGGGAAAGAAGAAUGGGAAAAUGCUAAAAAAUUACAAAAAUCAGCCAGUUUAUCAUCAGUUAUUUUCAAAGUAAGAGAAUUAGUUGAAACGAGAUCUGGUUCUGCCAUUUCUAUUAAUCAGAGAUCAGAGGAUUCUGAAGAAUUCGAAAUUAGACUUCAAGAGAAAAGACAAUUACAAGAAAAAAUCAACACAAAAGCAGUUGGAGAUUUCAAAAUUAAAAAUGAAAUAAUUUUAGAAAAACUGAAUUGUGAAGAGAAAGCUGAUAAGAAUUUGAAGGAAAAAUUAAAAGAAAAAACUUCCCUUUCAUCUAAAGCCUCAAUCAAAGAAUUAAAAGAAUUUUCAGCCAAUUUUGUAGGAAAAGAAGAAUGGGAAAGUACUAGAAAAAUUCAAAAAUCAAAAAGUUUGUCUUCAGUAACAUUAAAAUUAAAAGAAUUUAUUGAAUCUCGAGCAUCUUCUGUUUUGUUUAUAGAAAAACCGAAGGAAUACUUGGAAGAAUCAGAAAUAAAAUUAAAAGAAAAAUACAAAAUUAAAGAAAAAUUAAAUACAAAAGAAAUGGGGGAUUUAAAAAUUGGACAAAAUAUUUAUUUUGAACAAAAGAGUAAACCAGAAAUUAUUGAAUUUACUCAAAAAGAAAAAAUAAAAGAGAGGUCAUUAUUAAACACUGAAGAGAAAGAGACGUUUGGAGAUGUUAAAAUUGAAGAAGAAAGAUUUCUCCAGAAAUCAAAAUCUAAAUUAGAAGUCACUAAAUUAAUAAAAUCGACUAGUCAAAUAUCAACAAAAUUAAACAUUAAAGAAUUUAAGGAAGAUAUAAUUAACUCAAUUAUUUCAAUAGGAAAAGAGCCAAUAAACUGGAAAGAAUUUGAAAUUAAAGUAAAAGAUACGACAAAAAUAAACGAGAAAAUAAAUACAAAAGCAGCUGAAAAUUGUAAAAUAGAAGACAAAAUAAUUUUAGAAAAACCUAAUGAUGAGGAAAAAACAUCUUUAGAUUUAAAGGAAAAAUUAAAAGGAAAAGCUAUUUUAUCUUCAAAAGCUUCAAUUUACGAGGAAAAAUAUUUCUCUGCUAAUUUACUAGAAAAAGAAAAGUUGGAAGGUACUGGAAAAAUAAUUAAAUCUGCCAGUCAAUCAUCAGUUAUUUCCAAAAUAAAAGAAUUUGGGGAAACUCGAUUUGAUUCUUCCAUCUCUUUUGAUCAGAGACCAAAAAUUUGGGGAGAAUUUGAAAUUGAAAUUAAGGAGAGAAGAAAAUUAGAAGAGAAAAUCAACACAAAAUCAGUUGGAGAUUUAAGAAUCGAAAAUCAAGUAGCUUUGGAACAUCCAAAUUUUGAAGAAAAAACUGAUUUGAAUUUAAGUGAAAAAUUACAAGAAAAAAUUUUCUUAUCAUUUAAAGCAUCAAUUCACGAGAAAAAGAAUUUUACCGCAAACUUGAUUGGAAAGGAAGAAUGGGAAAGUUCAAAGAAGAUAAUUAAAUCAGCAAGUCAUUCUUCAAUUAAAUUUAAAGGCAGGGAAUUUAGUGAAGAAAACUCGGGAUCUUUUCUUUCAUUAGAAAAGAGUUCUAAAGUUUCUGAAGACACAGAAAUUAAUUUGAAAGAGAAACGCCAAAUUCAAGAAAAAUUUAAAGGAAAAUCUUCUAGAGAUGCAAAAAUAGAAAAAAAUAUAUUUUUAGAUAUUUCAACAAAAUCUGAGUCCCAAAUUGAUAAAAUUAUUAAAUUAAAAAAUAAAGAAGAGAUAAAAUUAAAAUCAAAAGAAUCUUCUUUAAACUCUAAAAUUUUAUUUACAAAUUUUGUUUGUAAUAAACAAAAUAAAUAUUCAAUAAAUAAAUUGGAAAAAUCAAAAAAUCAAAAUUUUGCAAAUUUAAAAAUUAAAGAAGUUGGCCAAAAAAGUUUAAAAUUUGUUGUUUGUAUUGAAAAUAAAAUAAAAGAAGGGGAGGAAGUUGAAAUUUUGAUAAAAGAGAAAAGAAAUUUAAAAGAAAAUAAAAAUUGUUUAGCGGCUAGCGAUUUAAAUAUACAAAGAAUAUUGGAAAUUAAAAUGCCAAAAAUUGAAAAAGAAUAUUCCUAUUAUUUGAAUGAGUUAAUUAAAGAAAAUAUUUUCUUUAAAUCUAAAGCUGUUGCCAAAGAAAAAUCUGAAGAAAUCCAAACAAUUCUUUCAAAAAAAGAAGAACAAGAGCAUGUCAAAGGUCUUUUAAAAUCAAAAAGUCAAACAAACAUUUCAUUUAAAUCAAGAGAAAUGAGUGAAGAGGGAUUAAAUUCAAAUAUUUAUAUUGAAAAUGAAUUAAAAGAUAAAAAUGGAAUUGAAGUUAUCUAUUCAGACAUGAAUAAAAUACAAGAAAAAUUAAAUACUCAAUCUGCCGGAGAUGAAAAAAUUAUUUCAGAAAAAUCUCUUCAAAAAUCAAAAUCUGAAGCAAAAGUUUUUAAAUUAGUAAAAGAACAAAGAAAAGAAGAAAUAAAUAUAAAUACAAAAACAUUUAAAGAGGAAUUUAAAAAUUUCCAAGCAAAUUUGAUUGGAAAGGAAGACUGGGAAAGUUAUAGAAAAAUAAUUAAAUCUGCCAGUCAAUCAUCAGUUAUCGCUAAAAUAAAAGAAUUUGGGGAAACGAGAUUUUAUUCGUCUAUUUAUUUUGAUCAGAGACCAAAAAAUUGGGGAGAAUUUGAAAUUGAAAUUAAAGAGAAGCGAAAAUUAGAAGAGAAAAUCAACACAAAAGCAAUCGGAGAUUUAAAAAUUGAAAGUCGAAUAGCUUUGGAACAUCCAAAUUUUGAAGGAAUAACUGAUUUAAAUUUAAAGGAAAAAUUACAAGAAAAAACUUUCUUAUCAUCUAAGGCUUCAAUUCACGAGAAAAAGGAUUUUACCGCAAACUUAAUUGGAAAAGAGGAAUGGGAAAGUUCAAAGAAGAUAAUUAAAUCAGCCAGUCAGUCUUCAAUUAAAUUUAAAGGCAGGGAAUUUAGUCAUGAAAGGGCAAGCUCUGUUAUAUCCUUUUAUCGUAGAAACGAAAAUUCGAAGAGAAAAUCAGCACAAAAGCAGUUGGGGAUAUCAAAACACAAAGGGAAAUAA
Messenger RNA from Meloidogyne enterolobii, 4518 nucleotides. The record is from the annotation of a GenBank genome assembly. Lineage: Eukaryota; Metazoa; Nematoda; Chromadorea; Rhabditida; Meloidogynidae.